AUGGCCGUCCCUCCCAAAUUCGCUGGUCUCAAGCUCACCGCUGCUAGUUUCCAGGAAAGUCAUACACUGGAACUAUACCUUGACUAUGUCUGCCCAUUCUCAGCCAAGAUGUUCAAUACUUUCUAUGAGUUGAGCCCUAGAAUUGCGGCACAGUAUGGUUCUCGACUCCAGGUUAUCUUUCGGCAGCACAUUCAGCCAUGGCACCCAUCUUCCACCCUCACCCACGAGGCUGCUGUUGCGGUCCUCCGUUUGGCUCCAGAGAAGUACUGGGAGUUUAGCGCCGCUCUAUUCAAGCACCAAACUGAAUUUUUCGACAUCAGCGUGGUGAACGAAACCCGCAACAAGACAUACGAAAGAUUGGCCAAGAUUGCUGGAUCCGUAGGUGUGGACGAAGGGAAGUUCUUGGAUUUAUUGAAGAUCCCAGAAACCCCCGGAGAGAGUGGGCAAUUGAAUGCGGGCAACAAGGUCACCAAUGACUUGAAGUGGAUCAUCAAGGCAAGUACGGAUCGAGUAAUUGGAGUUCAUGUUUCGCCAACGGUAUUUUUCAAUGGCGUGGAGGAGCGAGGCACCAGCAGCAGUUUCACUGUAGAGCAGUGGGAAGAAUGGCUGGCCAAGAACGUGGUUUGA
Penicillium malachiteum is the source of this 627-nucleotide messenger RNA. Its product is annotated as DsbA family protein. NCBI's taxonomy places the organism in Eukaryota, Fungi, Ascomycota, Eurotiomycetes, Eurotiales, Aspergillaceae. Bases 1 to 627 code for a protein of 208 amino acids. The record is from RefSeq and is a predicted model, not a curated record. The transcript is spliced from 5 exons.